Messenger RNA from Astyanax mexicanus (Mexican tetra), 7390 nucleotides. It is a transcript of the gene mgrn1b, whose product is annotated as mahogunin, ring finger 1b. The transcript is spliced from 16 exons. Gene Ontology annotation, molecular function: ubiquitin protein ligase activity. Bases 610 to 2217 code for a protein of 535 amino acids. Gene Ontology annotation, cellular component: plasma membrane; cytoplasm; nucleus. Gene Ontology annotation, biological process: protein ubiquitination; endosome to lysosome transport; negative regulation of G protein-coupled receptor signaling pathway. Lineage: Eukaryota; Metazoa; Chordata; Actinopteri; Characiformes; Acestrorhamphidae. The record is from RefSeq and is a predicted model, not a curated record.
GCAGCCAAUCAGGGCCUGCGCUGGAACUCGGUGUACUUUCCGCUGCUGUUUUUAGCCUGGCCGUUGUCUUAAAGUAUUGAAAAAUUAUCUAUAUCGAUCAGCCAGGCUGUAUUCGGUCUGAUCGAUCUGAUUAUCGGUUAUCAAACAGUUAGUUACAGUAAGCUGGUUAAUGAUUAGAUAGCCUAGCUACUUAGUAACGGAGCUAACGCUAGUUAACGCUAGUCAGCUUAGGCUAGCGAAUUAUCGCGUUAGCUGCUUAAAGCUAGCUAGUUAGCUUAGCUUAGCUUAGGUAGCUAACAAACAAACACACCAGCGGAGCUGCGGGUUAAACCGUAGCUUAAAAAUCUUAAUAAUAUCUGUAACAGCGGGUCAGCCGAGUCCUGUCAGCCGAACCUGACCGAACCCGCGGGGUACAGGCGGUAUAAUCCCCCCUGUCAGGUUUAUAUAUUAGAUAAAUAUUGAGAUAUUCGGCUGAAGGGCAGGAGAGCUGCGUUUGGUUCGGGGGAGUAGAGUUAGCUCUGUGGCUAACCUGUGUAUUAUUCUGUGAUUCCGGUAUUAUUGCCCGAAAUUUGUGUUUUUCAUAGUUAAAUCUUUAAAGUUGAGUUAAUUAUGGGGUCAGUUCUCGGGCGGAGGAUCGCUGGGGUGGAGGAUAUUGACAUUCAGGCCAAUUCUGCCUACAGAUUCCCACCUAAAUCCGGGAAUUAUUUCGCUAGUCACUUCUUCAUGGGGGGUGAGAAGUUUGACACCCCUCACCCUGAGGGUUACCUGUUCGGGGAGAACAUGGACCUCAAUUUUCUAGGCAACCGUCCUGUGCAGUUUCCGUAUGUGACUCCGGCACCUCACGAACCAGUGAAGACUCUGAGAAGCCUCGUCAACAUCAGGAAGGACUCAUUAAGACUCGUCAGGUAUAAAGAUGAUGCAGACACACCUACUGAUGAAGGCGCGAAGCCCAGGGUUCAGUAUGGUGUGGAGUUCACCUUUGAUUCAGACGCUCGUGUGGCAAUCACCAUCUACUGCCAGGCCUUUGAGGAGUUCUCCAAUGGAAUGGCUGUUUAUAGUCCCAAGAGUCCGGUGAUGGUGUCUGAAACGGUGCACUGUAAGCGAGGGGUGAGCCAGCAGUUCUCCUUACCCUCCUUCAAGAUCGAUUUCUCUGAAUGGAAAGAGGAAGAUCUGAACUUCGAUCUGGACAGAGGCGUUUUCCCCAUGGUGAUCCAGGCUGUGGUGGAUGAAGGAGACGAUUGUUUAGGACAUGCGCAUGUGCUGCUGGCUGCCUUUGAGAGACAUGUGGAUGGGAGUUUCUCUGUGAAGCCCUUAAAGCAGAAGCAGAUCGUGGAUCGAGUUAGUUACCUGCUGCAGGAGAUCUAUGGCAUUGAAAACAAGAACAACCAAGAGACUAAGCCCUCUGAUGAUGAGAACAGUGAUAACAGUAACGAGUGUGUGGUGUGUCUGUCGGAUCUGCGGGACACACUCAUCCUGCCCUGUCGACACCUCUGCCUGUGCAACUCCUGUGCGGACACACUGCGCUACCAGGCCAAUAACUGUCCCAUCUGCAGACUGCCGUUCCGAGCUCUGCUGCAGAUCAGAGCUGUGAGGAAGAAGCCUGGCACUCUGUCUCCUGUAUCGUUCAGCCCUGUGCUGGCCCAGAGCAUGGACCAUGAAGAGCACUCUAGCUCUGAUUCAGUUCCUCCUGGUUUUGAGCCCAUCUCCCUGCUGGAGGCUCUGAACGGACUCACCGCCGUGUCCCCGGCGGUCCCUUCAGCCCCUCUGUACGACGAGAUCAACUUCUCCGGCAGUCUGAGUGGAGACAGCCGGCAGCUCAGCUCCCCCGAGCACUCCGGAGACAACGGCCUGCAGAAGAGCAAAAUCAGCAAAUCACCUGACAGCACCCUGCGCUCGCCCUCAUCUCCAAUCCAGGAGGAGGAUGAGGAGAAGCUGUCAGAGAUGUCUGAUGCACAGGCCCAUACCCUGCUGUCCAGCAGUCCUGCUCCUACUGAGGACACAGCCGGUGACGACGCUCCUGAUUCUCUGUCUCCUGAAGAUGAGGACAGGUUGAACUCAGAGGGUGACUGUAGCAGUGAGCACAGCAGCCUCACCAAAACUGAGAGUGACCCCCCUGGUUUUUCCGGCUCCAUGGAGAGUCUGAUCACUCAGAGUACGAACUGCUCCAGCCAGCCUCUCCUCUGUCCUACAAGCAGUUUGCACAUCGAAGAUGAAUAACUGGACCAUAAGCCCUCACAUUUCCUCUAAUCUCCUAAUCCUCAUAUCCUCAAGGCUUCUGCUGGACCUCCUCAACUCAGAUCUCCUCCUCAACCCACCUUCAUUUUAGAAGUCCUUGCUAAACUAUGAUGGGUUUCCAGACCUGCUCAUUCAGAGCAAGUCCUCCUCCUGUCUGAAGUGAAGUGGCUUUAAUGGGGAAUAUCAAAACAUAUAUAUAUAUAGGUUUAGCAUUUAUUUGUCUGGGAAUCUUAAAAAUUUAUUUAUUCAAGAGAAAAUGAAGAAAAAAAAUAGUGAGAACUAGGGAUGCACCGAAAAUAGCUACAAAAUAAUCUAUUCCUAACAACGACUCAAUUAUUAUUAUUAUUAUUAUUAUAAACUCAUAUUGCAGUGUUUUUGUCUAACAUUAGAAUUUACUUUUUAAGCAGCAGCAGCAGCUGACUCAUACUCCUCUCCAACCCCUGACCCCUAAGAAAGGGCAUGUUUAAUACAUAUAUUAUUAAUAGAAAGAUUCCUCUGUUUGCUACCUCUUUACAAACUGUCUGUUUUUUUCCCAGUUGAAAGAUACUGAAGGCUUUACAGGACUAGGAUAGUAACAUUAGCUAAGCUAACUUAGCCUUAGCAUUUGUCACGGUAUAUUCCCACUAGUGCUUAAGCACCGAUGCAUCCUAUUCAUUUCAGUGGAGAGAGCCGGCACGUGCUGCGGUGCAUGCUGGGUUGCGUUGCAUUGAACGCAAACCCCGCCCUCAACUUUAUUUAAAUGGAUACAGACGCUGCACUGCAUCCAGCCAAUCAGGAAAUACGAGCCUCAAACAAAUAGAACAGCUGCAUUUUUAUACACACAGAGGAGAUGCUGAAAAUGGCUGAAUAUGGAUUAAUAGAAUUAUAGAUUACAGUGAGGUUGAUCUAAAAAAAAAAAAAAUCUUAAACUUAUCAUUGACUACAUUUGUUGCUUCUUUUGAAUUAAAAAACGUAAUUUUACUAAAUUUUAUUCACAUGAAACUGGAUUAGCACUGCUGAGAUACGUUUAUGACUAAGAUAGCUCUAACAAAGAUGUAGCUAGCUGUUUUUAAAUGCGUGAAUAGAACAACAGCGCUGAGGUAAAUUCACGAUUAGAUAAGAGGAAUGAUGAGCUGAACUUAUUAUUGUACAUAUUUUUAAAAUAUAUUUAGGGUGUUUAACUUAAUCCCUGGUGAUAAAAAGUGGCAAAUUUAGUGAAAACCUGCUAAAACUUAUUUGUUAUUCAGAUUAAUGUUGUUUUUCGGUGCAUCUCUAGCUAAAACAGUAGAACCACAGAGGUUCUAGCUUCAUGACUGAAUGCUUUAAAAUAGGAGAGGGAAAAAAAAAAUUAACUGCAGUUCAACACUUAAUAAGCACAUCUUAAUUAAUAAUCAAUCUAAGAAUAAUCAAUAAUAAGAAUCUCUCAUUUUAUGGAGUCUUGAUGAGCGUGAUGAAAGGUGUGUAUACUAAUAUUGCUAAUAUUGGAGCUAUUGUGAAUACUACAGAUCUGUAACUUUGUGAAUUUGAUAUGAAGUAAUGUUUUAUAGCCAGUGCUUAGAUGUCUUUAAGCUUAUUAUUAUUAUUAUUAUUUUGUAUUAUUUUGAGCAUUAUUAUUAUUAUUACUGUAAUAAUUAUUGUUUUUUUUGACUGAACGACGCAGAGAAACACAAGGGCAUCUCUUUCUGAACUGGACCUUAUAUUGCUUUAUCUGUUUUGUACACACAGCCUUGGCUUUCUCCUCAGUUUUUUUUUUUUAUUAUGACCAAAUCUGAUGCUUUAAGAAGUGCGUUCGCGCCUCCUCUUUUCGUAUGGACAGUGGCUUGCAAAAGUAUUCAUACCCCUUGAACUUUUUUUCCCCCACAUUGUGUCACCUUACAACCACAGAUUAAAAUGUUUUAUUUUAUUGAGAUUUAAAGUGAUGGACCAACAAAAAAUAGCACAUAAUUGUGAAGUGGAACAAAAAUGAUGCAUAAAUUUAAAAAAGUAAUGAAAUUAAAAUCUGAGAUGUAUCAAUACUUCGUAGGGAUAUAUCUGUACCAGCUUUGUGCACCUAGAGACUGAGAUUUUUGCUCAUUCUUCUUUACAAAACAGCUCAAGCUCAAGGUUUUUUUUUUUUUUUUUUUUUUUUUAACCUAACCUUGCUUUAAACAUAACUUUAUCUCUGACCUGCCUGGUGAGUUCCUGAGGGUUCUCUAACAAACCACUGAGGCUUUGUUCACGGAACAGCUGUAUUUAUAUUCAUAUAUUUAGACUAAAUUAUUACACACAGCUGCAGGACUCUAUUAACUUAUUCAGUGACUUCUGAAGACAAUUAAAUGCACUGUGCUUUAUUUAGGGGGUUCAGAGGGGUUCAGGGGUUGAAUACUUUUGCACAUCACACUUUUCAAUUUUUUUAUAAAAUAAAAAUCAAAACAAUGCAUCACUUUUCAUUUCACUUUUGCACAAUUAUGUGCUACUUUUAUGUUGGUUUAUCACUUAAAAUCUCUCUUUAUAAAAUACUUUUAAGUUUGGGAUUGUAAGGUGACAAAAUAUAUAUAUAUAUAUAUAUAUAUAUAUAUAUAUAUAUAUAUAUAUAUAUAUAAGAGUUCAAAGGGGGUAUGAAUACUUUUGCAAGCCACUGUAGGUUCUGUAAAAUGAGCUAAUCGCACUGCAUUACUAUUUGAAGUAUAGUCAUAUUGUUCCGUUCCUUUAUUAUUCCAUUAUUAAUAAUAUUAUUGUUGUAAUUAAUGCUUUGUAAAUGAGAAGUGUGCGUUCGGAGCACAGUCGUGUGUGUUAAGCAUGGCCUAUAGGCUCUUAGGAUCUUAAUGGUGAACACAGCAGCAUCGCCGCUACCAGCCGUCACGUCUGACCCAGCGCACCAUGCCCUGCAGUGUUGUAAUGUAGCGUUAUGCAUAGAGGUGUGUGUGUGUGUGUGUGUGUGUGUGUGUGUGUGUGUGUGUAUAUAUAUAUAUAUAUAGAUGUGCCUUUUAACAACAGAUGUUGCUACUUGAUCGUGCUUCGUUCCUUCUUCAGGAGAUAACACGCUUGGAGGCUUGAGAUGUUUCCUCCUUCAGCUUUCAGCACAUGACCAUGCGACUAAAAACAAGCUGUUCUCAUUUAUACAGUAUAUUUCUAAAUUACUAUAGUAUUUAUACAACAGUUUAACAGUGAUACUUACACUCACCGAGCAAACAAUUUAUUAGGAACCCUGUCUACAUACUAGUGCAUCUCAAAAAAUUAGAACAACAUUGAAAAGUUACUUUAUUUCAGUAUUUCAGUUUAAAAAAUGUUAAACUGUAUUAUAUAGAUGUAUUACACUCAUUGUAAUCUAUUCUAAGUGUUUAUUUAUUUUAUUGUUGUUGCUUAUGUAUUACAGCUAAUAAAAAAACCCACAAAAAAAAAAAAACUCACUGUCUUAGAACAUUAAAAGACCAAUUGUUACUUUUAGCAGUGUGUGCAGCGUGCUGACUCCUGCUGGAAAAUGAAAUCCGCAUCUGCACUGACUUCGGACUUAAUGUAACAUAGUGGACCGACACCAGCAAGUAACUUUUCAAUGAUAUUCAAUUUUUUUUAGGAUGCACUAGUACAUAGUUCUAUCAGAACCAUGUAUCUAUGUUUUUACAAUUAUUAUAGAGCUAUAAAGAACUACAGACUGUAGUCCUGUAGUCACCCUGUCACCAUACAUAAUUGCAUUAUCGCCUCAUUGGACAAUAUAUAAAAUAUGGACAUGGCCUGAAUUAAUUUUGCCAACAUAAAAAUUGUCCAUUGUGUUUCCUAGCAUGUUGUUUGAACAUUAAAAAGCAUCAUUCCUUAAGAAACUUCUAAUUGCUACUUUUAGUUUAAAAGCAGUAGCAUUCCUGAGAAAAACAGAAUUUCACUGGAAUUGGUUUACAUUUAUAGUUUGCAUUAAAAGUACUUUUUCAUAUGUUCUGUGCAAUUCCGCAUUCUCACCAGAGAGGUCUCCAAUUCCCCAAAUCCCCAAAACAUACGGACUGUUGCUUUAAUGAAUGAACUUCAGCAAUAUUUUAGCCGGUUAUGCAAUGAGCAGUGUGUCAGUACUGACUCUGGGUGGACUGUAAUAGGUGAGGAUCUCCAAAAAUCUCCCAAAAUAUUACUAUUAAAAGUUAAUUGCAGUAUAAAAAUAAUGAAUUGCAUUAUUAUGCUGUUAAAUUAUUAUUAUUGAAUCAGUUGCAUAAAAUUAUUAUUAUUACUAAAUUGUUAAUCCCAAUUAUUUUUGGCACAAUAUUUUGUCCAAAAAAACUAAAUUAGUAUGUCUUGUCACUAUAAUUAAUUUAAUUUGGAUGAUUUAAGUGCAAUAAAUGAUUUUAAUGAUUAUUAUUAUUAUUAUAAUGAUUCAGUGGAAUUUUAUAAUUAACACAUAUUUAGUUAGAGCAUUUAGACAAUUGAAUUAAAAUACAAAAAUAAUAUUCUAAAUAAAUUAAAUGUAAAUUAAAUCGAACCAUUGUCUUCAAACCAAGGUGACAUAUCGCGCUGUUCAUUUGGUCAUUUAAUGGUCUCUCCAUUCUGACAGUAACAUAAUGUGUAAUUCUGCUUAUAUAUCGUACGAUAAAUUAAUAAUGUAAUUAUCGUGGCAGGCUUAAAACUCCACAGGACCACCAGAGAGCAGCUGUUAUUUGUGUGGUUUGUGUGCAUUUAAUGCACUGCUACAUAAUUUGGCUUUAAUUUGGAUUUAUUUCAAUGUAAAAACAUAACUGACUAGCUGUACAGGUGUUCCUAAUGAAUUGCUGGGUGAGUGUAAUAAUUGUGUGUGUGUGUGUGUGUGUGAGAUUGAAUUUAAAGUCUAUUUAGUGCAUCACGUCAGUGCUGUAUCAGGUGAGCUGUGGGCAGGUGUAGUGCUCUGUAAAUGUGUCUGAAAGCUCAAUAAUUCAUAUGCAAUAUUGAUCAGUGGCUUCAUAUUAAUAACCAGGCUAAGCUCUGCAUGGCAUGUGGGUGAAGAUGGUGGAUUGAAGAUGCUCACUUUAUUUAUCUCCCUCAGAUAAUGUGCCAUUUCAACUCGAUGAUCCACUGUGCCUUCUCGUUCCUGUUGGUAAUAUUAUUGGCCUGGUAUCCAGGAUGUUAACAUUGGGUCAGCCAUAGUUCUGCAGUCAGAUUAGUGUGUGUUCUGUGUGAGUGUGUGUGUGUGUGUGUGUAGUGUUCAACUGCAUGUAACACCAAUAAAACUCAUUCUUCAAUAAAA